Molecule: messenger RNA, 1486 nt
Organism: Oryzias latipes (Japanese medaka)
Lineage: Eukaryota; Metazoa; Chordata; Actinopteri; Beloniformes; Adrianichthyidae
Gene: ing4
Product: inhibitor of growth family, member 4
Biological process (GO): positive regulation of apoptotic process; regulation of DNA-templated transcription
Cellular component (GO): nucleus
Source: RefSeq, a predicted model, not a curated record
UUCUUGACCAAUCAGAGGCUCCCGUUUCGGAACGGAAGCUGUGUUUACAUUGUGCAAGAUGGCGGCGGGGAUGUAUUUGGAGCAUUAUUUGGACAGUAUAGAAAAUCUCCCCUUCGAGCUGCAGAGAAACUUCAAUUUAAUGAGAGAUCUCGAUCAGAGGACAGAAGAUCUAAAAGGACAGAUUGACUCUCUGGCUAAAGAAUACACAGCCAACGCGCGGACUCUUUCCUCUGAGCAGAAGUUAUCCAUACUGAGGCAGAUUCAGCAAUCCUACAGUAAAUGCAAAGAGUUUGGGGAUGAUAAGGUGCAGCUGGCUAUGCAGACCUAUGAAAUGGUUGACAAACACAUCAGACGUCUGGACACGGACUUGGCUCGCUUUGAAGCUGACUUGAAGGAAAAGCAGAUUGAAAGCACAGACUAUGAUUCUACUUCUAGUAAGGGGAAGAAAGGUGACACCAGACAAAAAGAAAAGAAAGUCGCUAAAACGAGGUCUAAGGUGAAGAGUUCAGAUGAAGAUGGCAGUCCUAAGAGCGCACAGAAGAAAGUCAAACUUCUUCAACCAGGAGAGUUCAACAGCCCUUCAUCUAACUUUGGGAAUGUGCACCCAUCUGAUGUUCUGGACAUGCCUGUGGACCCCAACGAACCCACCUACUGCCUGUGUCACCAGGUGUCCUACGGCGAGAUGAUUGGCUGUGACAACACAGAAUGCUCCAUUGAGUGGUUCCAUUUUGCAUGUGUGGGUUUAACAACCAAACCACGAGGCAAAUGGUACUGCCCACGGUGCUCUCAGGACAGAAAGAGAAAGUAAAACCCUAGACAACACGGUUCUUGUGAAAAGAAGAAAGUAUUUGUUCACUAAUUCCUAAAAACUUUAGAUUUCACACUUUUUUAUCCUUUUUUUUACAUUUGGUGCUCUUAUUUUGUGUUUACAAGUUUGCCUUGAUCGAAUACAGUGUGUAUGAAGAACCAGAGAGGAUUUGAAUUUAUUUAAGAUUUCAAGUUAAUUUUCUUUUCUUUUUUAAGAAUAAUGUGGACAUUUUUCCCAAGUUACAUUUGGUGCUUUUAUUGACUUUGUUUUAUUUCCUUUUUGCAUAUUGUUGUCUAAGUGAAUAAUAAACACUACGAUGUCCUUACUGGUUAAUAGUAUCAAUUUCAAUUUUACUGUCUUGUUUUUAAUUAAUACAACUAGAAAUUGUUGGUAUUUUCACUAAAAACAGACAGUUUAAGUUUUUUUUUCUUUGAUGGUUAGAUUUCCAUGUUUAGCAUUUGGAUGCUAUAUUUUGUUUGAGUAAUGGUUAAUUAGUAAGAUUUACAUACAGGCAGUAGUAGUCGUUUUCUAAUAGUAAGUUUUAUCCAUUUCAUUUUUAAAAAUUGACAGAAAAAGAAAGCAAGAUAUUUCUUGAGUAUUAUCAUCUCUGUAGCUGAAUUAUUGGUGAGGGGGUGAUUGUGUUGUCAAUCAUUUGAAUACAGCUACUACCUCAAAAAA